AUGAAGAUAACAGACUUGCAGAACGAGGUAAACCACCUUCUGUUUCUUUACUUCACAUCGAUAGGCGUUAUCCAGAGGGAUGCAGGACUAAGUGAUGUUUAUGACAAAAUGGAGGAGCUGAAGAGAGAGAUUGAUGACUGCAGAAAGAGGAUUAUCCGACUUGUAGACUCGGAGGAGGCAGAUGUGGAGCUAUGCAGCGAUUAUAGAGAGAUAAUUGCCGAAGGUAAGGAGUUUGUAAAGGAUGGACUGAGCUUUCUUGACAAACUCUUGAGGAAGGACUAUGGCUCAGGUAGCUGUUAA
Molecule: messenger RNA, 300 nt
Organism: Encephalitozoon hellem ATCC 50504
Lineage: Eukaryota; Fungi; Microsporidia; Unikaryonidae
Exons: 1
Coding region: 1-300 (99 amino acids)
Source: RefSeq, a predicted model, not a curated record